Messenger RNA from Necator americanus (New World hookworm), 1602 nucleotides. RefSeq lists its product as uncharacterized. Lineage: Eukaryota; Metazoa; Nematoda; Chromadorea; Rhabditida; Ancylostomatidae. Gene Ontology annotation, cellular component: endoplasmic reticulum. The transcript has 13 exons. The record is from RefSeq and is a predicted model, not a curated record. Gene Ontology annotation, molecular function: UDP-glucose:glycoprotein glucosyltransferase activity. Bases 1 to 1602 code for a protein of 533 amino acids.
AUGAUGGAUCAGGCAACAGCUCAUGCUAAGCGUCUCCGAUCCAGAGUAAGCAUUCAGUGUACUCGCGAAGUUGGCUCUGAAGAAGGUGAUUCUGCCGAAACGUUAGCCAAUAAAGCAAAAAUAAGCAUUGGAAAGAACGAAAAGGAGCGCAUGAUGCCUCGAAAAAACUUAUUGAAAGAUUCUGGCUUCGACUUCAUGAAGCGAUCAGCUAUUGGUGAGACCCCGAAAGUGCUUCUGAAUGGAUACGUCCUGGAUGAUGCUGGUGUUACUGGCGACAAAUUUGAAGAAACUGUAAUGGCGGAGGUAAUGCGUAUUACCCCGAAGCUUCAAGCUUCUAUAAUUAAUGGUCAGCUCAAAGAUCGGAUGAAUGUUGGGAACUGGAUAAUGGAGCAGAAGGAUGUCUUGCCGCGCCAUAACAAACUUAUACUAGAUGCUGUCUUUAGAAAAAAUAUAAUCGAUUUAGGAUCUGUUUCUGAAUGCAAGGCUAAAACAUUAUCCGGCUUCGUUCUUCUUAGCCCUUCUGAACAGGCUCAAUGUUUAGCAGCAGGAAUGAGGUACCUUAAAGGAAGUGAAGAUGACCACACGGUGCUUCUUACUCUUUGGAUAAUUGCCGAUCUAGAUACUCCUAAAGGACUUAAGCUUGUUCACAAUGCUAUGAGACAUUUGGAGGUUAGCAAAAAAUUACGGCUUGGAAUCGUCGUCAACCCCACAAGCGAGGACCGUUCCUGUCAGGCAAAUAGCAUGUCGUCACUUGUUCAUGCUGCUCUUAAGCUGCUUCCACAUAAUUUUGCGAAGCAGUUUAUUACGAAUCUUAUUAAGCUCAAAGGUGUAGACCACUCCGAUAUUCCUAAUUUGGAUGGUUUUAUCGGUGAAGAGACGAUUUGGAAACAUUUCAACAAAGAAAGGAUGAUUCUUGGUUGUGAUCAAAUCAAGAAGGACAGCUUCUUUAUCCAGAAUGUGGCUAACAUAUUACCAGGGCAGAGAGCUUUGGUUGCAAAUGGGAUCAUUGUGGGACCAUUUGAUGAAGCGGAGGAAUUUUUGGCUUCUGAUAUAGAAUUGCUUGAGAAGAUAGUCGAAACACGAGGGGCUGCAGUUAUAUCAUCCCAUAUUAAAAACUGGAAUAUUAGAACGGAGAACGGCUUCUCAUCUGAUGUUGUCAUGCGUAGUUUUGCAUUGAUUUCGAAGUACGCUGUUUCCCGCAAAAGAACAUGGAUCGUAUUGGGUGAAAAUGAAAAAAGUACGGUUACGCUGGUUGCCGAGGACCCUGAUCGGCCAGUCGUGGACGUCGUUGUCGUUGUAGAUCCAUUGUCAAGAACUGCACAAAAGCUAGCACAUAUUCUGGAUUUGUUGCGAAAGACAAUAAACUGUGACUUAAAGAUCGUGCUCAAUCCAAAACCGAAGCUCAGCGAACUCCCUCUUAAAAGAUUUUAUCGUUUUGUCGCAGCACCUGAACUUCAAUUCGACAAGAGCGGGAAAGUUGUUGCAACCCAAGCUCGGUACUUUUUCAUUUUCCUAUGCGCUUCUUUUCCCACAUAUUUCUGUAUACAAGUUAGCAAUUUGUCCGUCCAUAUGUCUUCUUUCCCUGGCAUUCAUUGCAUUUGA